AUGAAGAGGCUGGCUUCUUGCUCGCUCUGCGCGCUCUACCUUGGAAUGGAUUGGCUUGUGGGGAAAACAAGCGGAGCGGAGUUUAAGAGACGAGACGGGGUACACCGAAUGGAAAAGGCGCACGUCACGGUGUUCCAGGAUCUGAACCAGAGAGACACAGCGACCUGUGCGACUGGAUACUCUGCCUGCGCGUCGAGCCUUAACGGAGGCUGUUGCCAGUCAGGCUACGCUUGCGCAACAGAUUCAUGCUACGCGACAACAAGCGCACCGCGGACUUGCUUGGGGAAGGUUGGAUAUUAUGCGUGCGAUGCAGUUAUGGGAGUUAUGCGCGGCUGUUGUCCUGAGGGGUACAGGUGCGAACGAGGAGGAAAUUGCGUCGCAGCGUCCGGUGUCGCAUACUCUCAGUCGUGCCCGGCAAGCUACUACUUAUGCCCUGCCAGUUUGAGCUACGGCUGCUGCCGCAACGGCCUCGGAUGCGCCGUGAGCGCCUGUUACUACACGGACCCGUCGACUUAUACAGUCACUACGACGGUGUCGACAACACAGGACGCAACUCAAGUCAUAAUCACAGCGGUGACUGCAACGACAGUCCUCACGCCCUCGAGGCCGACGACGGCCCCAACAGCCCUGGCGACUAUGGAUGCACAAGACCCAGACCAGGUCGUAUUCAAAUACUACCCAAGCACAGUGCCAAAGGAACAACCAUUGUCAAGGAGCAACGACGACAGCGACGGCCUGACGACAGGCCAGAUUGCUGGAAUCGUGGCUGGAGGCGUGGGACUGCUCAUUAUCGUCCUGGUCGCUGCCUGGAUCAUCAUCCGCCAUCUCAACAAGGUCGUCCAGGCAGUCGAAACCAGCAAUAAUGGAACAUCCUCGGGCGCACAGUCGCGGCCCUUCAUGUACCAGUUCAAGCCCACACCGUCCGAGGUGGAAGACAUGAGCGUGGACCCGCUCAUGAUGUCUCCCCGGCCGUCGCACCGGAGACACGACUCCGACACCGACUUCACGCCGUCAUUCCCAGGGGACCUACGCGCACCUGCGGAACUGGAGCAACGCCAGCGAGGCGAGCAGCGAUCACGGGAGCGUGGACAAUCGGGCGCUGCUCCAGGAGCUCGACUCGACGCCGUACGUCCCGGAGCUGGCGGCCACGCCUGUGUCUGA
This is a messenger RNA of Colletotrichum navitas, 1161 nucleotides long. RefSeq lists its product as uncharacterized. Bases 1 to 1161 code for a protein of 386 amino acids. Lineage: Eukaryota; Fungi; Ascomycota; Sordariomycetes; Glomerellales; Glomerellaceae. The record is from RefSeq and is a predicted model, not a curated record. The transcript has 3 exons.